Aureobasidium musti is the source of this 942-nucleotide messenger RNA. Lineage: Eukaryota; Fungi; Ascomycota; Dothideomycetes; Dothideales; Saccotheciaceae. The record is from the annotation of a GenBank genome assembly.
AUGGACUCAGCUCUUGAAGACGAGUGUCAAGCAAUAAACGCAAUCUACUCCGAAUCUACCCUGGUAGUCCUAUCCCAAGAUCCAACAAUCUGCUCUCUAGAACUACCAGGAGAAGUCAGCAUAUCACUUCGACUAGAAUUCCCACCAGAUUAUCCAGAUGCACCUCCUUCAAUCCUGGGCACCCAAUCGGUGGGUGAGAAUGUUGCANAAGGCGAAGGUGCCCAUGCCGUCGACAUUGCACGUGAGGUGCUUGCAGAAGUCUAUCAGCCAGGCUCACCAUGCAUAUUCGAUGUCAUGGAAGAAGUCAAUCAGAGACUUCAGCAGUACAACCAAGACACCAGCCAAGAUCAAGGGCAUCAAGAGCAACAAGAUGCUCAAAGGAGAGGUCAGCAACAAGCCUCUGUCCUCGACGAACCCCACUCUCCAGACCCUGACGAAAUGCAGUCUUUAGACUUGCUCCACAAGGAACCGCCAUGGAUCAUUUCCGACGUCAUCACAGAAAAGAAAUCUGUGUUUGUCGCCAGAGCGGCUGCGGUAUCUUCGCCAGCAGAGGCAAAGUCAUAUCUGGCACACUUGCUUGCUACGGAUAAGAAAGUCGCAAAAGCUACACAUAAUAUUACGGCAUGGCGCAUUCAUGGUCCUAAUGAGACUGCAUUUCAAGAUUGCGAUGAUGAUGGAGAGACGGCUGCGGGUGGGAGGUUGUUGCAUCUGAUGCAACUGAUCGAUAUCUGGGAUGUCAUGGUUGUGGUUACGCGAUGGUAUGGUGGUGUACAUCUGGGUCCUGAUCGCUUCAGGUUGAUUAACUCUGCAGCGAGAGACGCGUUUGUAAAAGGCGGCUAUGCUAAAGAUCCGAGCAAGCCUGAAGCCGGCAAUAAAAAGAAAGGCAAAAAUAAAGAUAUCGGUCAGACACUCUACACCUGGACGUAUGGGAAACACCCAUGA